Messenger RNA from Aspergillus costaricaensis CBS 115574, 606 nucleotides. RefSeq lists its product as uncharacterized. The transcript has 7 exons. The record is from RefSeq and is a predicted model, not a curated record. NCBI's taxonomy places the organism in Eukaryota, Fungi, Ascomycota, Eurotiomycetes, Eurotiales, Aspergillaceae. The coding region runs from base 1 to 606 and encodes 201 amino acids.
AUGGAGCACCACCUCACUAUAGCAACACGGGUCACGGGUAACCGACGGAGGGAACCACAGGGAGGGACAGAAUCCCAAAAUGUUGGAACAGUGAAGAGGGGAGGGGAGGGGGGAAUAGAGAAGAGGGGGUUAAAGGGGAGAAGCAAGAAGGAAGAGAGAAGAGAGAGAGAGAGAGAGAGAGAGAGAGAGAGGAAGGGUAGAGACUGUGUGUGCCGGAGGGACGUGGAAAAGCCGAAGAAGGCAGGCAAGAAAAUAAAUUUGUACCAUGAUUCCUACAGUUCCGAACAGCAGGACGGGCUCUGCUCAACCAAGGGCAGAAAAGAGGUAAAUAUUCCGGGUAAAGAUCUGGAAGUUGUAUAUAUGAGUCCGCCCAUAACUAUCAUGCGGGCCGUAUUAUUACCAACAACCAGUGUGGUGUCUGUCUUAAAAGUCAAGGCUUAUGAAAUUGAAGGUCGGGAGAAUGCGUGGGUGGCAGCUUACCUCCCCCAGCCAGUCAUCCCACUCUUUGACUCCCAGCAAGUCAGUCAGUCAGUCCUUUCCAGCAACCCCUCACUUCCCCUCUAUGCCCAAGCCCAAAAAAAACCCUUUGACUGGCGACUGUCCUAA